AUGGCUGAAGAACAAGCAAUACAAGAUGUUGACAAUGUGGAUGACCCUCAACCCCUUUGCAUCGUCUAUCCUAUACUAAAUGCACCACUUGAGCUAAAGUCAAGAUUAAUUCAUCUCCUCCCCAUCUUUAGAGGAGUUGAAAGGGAAGAUCCACAUAGACAUUUGAAAGAGUUCCAUGUGGUAUGCUCCAGCAUGAGACCACAAGGAGUUACAGAAAAACAAAUUAAGCUAAGGGAAUUUCCUUUUUUUGUAGCUGAUAAUGCAAAAGACUGGUUGUACUACCUACCUCUAGGUUCAGUCACUACAUGGGGAGAAAUGAUAAAAUUAUUUUUAGAUCGAUUCUUUUCCGCUUCUAGAGCAUUUGCAAUAAGAAGAGAAAUAUCAGGAAUUAAGCAAAAGAAAACAGAAACUCUCCAUGACUAUUGGGAGAGAUUUAAAAACCUAUGUGCUAACUGCCCUAGGCAUGAAAUUUCAAAUAAACAACUCAUGCUCCAUUUUUAUGAGGGACUCACAACCAUGGAAAGACGUAUGAUAGAUGCUGCAAGUGGAGGUGCAAUACACAAAAGAACACCCCGAGAGGCCAGGGAAUUGAUAUCUAUGGUGGCAGCAAAUUCACAACAAUUUGUACCUAUACAAGACUCUUAUAGGAGAGUUUCUGAGGUAAGUAAUUAUUCUGUUGAGUCUAAACUUUCUCAUCUAACUACUUUAGUUGAAAAUCUUGUCGCAGAGAAGGCACAACAAGCCAAAGCUUGUGGAAUUUGCGCUAAUACGAGUCAUCCCACUGACAUGUGCCCAUCACUUCAAGAGGAUGACCAGCAUGUAGAUGCUGUCAACGGGUUCCCAGGUCCUCCACAAAGAAAGUACAAUCCUUUCUCAAAUACAUACAACCCAAGAUGGUGA
Manihot esculenta (cassava) is the source of this 900-nucleotide messenger RNA. RefSeq lists its product as uncharacterized. NCBI's taxonomy places the organism in Eukaryota, Viridiplantae, Streptophyta, Magnoliopsida, Malpighiales, Euphorbiaceae. The transcript has a single exon. The record is from RefSeq and is a predicted model, not a curated record. The coding region runs from base 1 to 900 and encodes 299 amino acids.